Messenger RNA from Dama dama (fallow deer), 499 nucleotides. RefSeq names its product ribosomal protein L38 (gene RPL38). Gene Ontology annotation, cellular component: ribosome; cytosolic large ribosomal subunit. The record is from RefSeq and is a predicted model, not a curated record. The coding region runs from base 16 to 450 and encodes 144 amino acids. The transcript has 6 exons. NCBI's taxonomy places the organism in Eukaryota, Metazoa, Chordata, Mammalia, Artiodactyla, Cervidae. Gene Ontology annotation, molecular function: structural constituent of ribosome. Gene Ontology annotation, biological process: translation; protein-RNA complex assembly.
UGGUUGGAUAGCAUCAUGGACUUAAUAGACAUAAAAUUGCACAAACUCUGGAGAAGGCAAUGGCACCCCACUCCAGUACUCUUGCCUGGAAAAUCCCAUGGACAGAGGAGCCUGACACCGUACCCAGCUUCCUCUGGGGCAGGGUUUAAUUGCCCGGAAGCGGAAGUCUCUUCCUUUUCCGCUCUCUUCGCUUCUCGCCCCUUGACGUUCCGGCCGCGCGCCCCGCGCCUCGUCGCUAUGCCUCGCAAAAUUGAGGAAAUCAAGGACUUCUUGCUCACGGCCCGGCGCAAGGACGCAAAGUCCGUCAAGAUCAAGAAAAACAAGGAUAAUGUGAAGUUUAAAGUUCGGUGCAGCAGAUACCUCUACACCUUGGUCAUCACAGACAAAGAGAAGGCAGAGAAGCUGAAGCAGUCCCUGCCUCCAGGUUUGGCCGUGAAGGAACUGAAAUGAACCACGUACGCUGCUUUGAACUGUAUUAAAAUUUUUAAAAUUCUCAAAA